AUGAGGCUGAGGUCCAGGAGUAGAGACAGACGGGAGAGGCAAAGAGAGGAGGAGGUGAAAUUUGAGGAGAUUGAAAUGAUUCCAAAGUCAGGAAAAUCUCCAGCAGACUCACGGAAAGGUGUCGGCAUCCACGAGUUUGCGGCGCUCGCCAGAUCCUCCUUAAAUGGUAUCUCCCAGGCAGUGAGGGACCAUGUGACCAAGCCCACCUCGCUGGCUCAGGGCCGGGUCGCCCACCUCAUCGAAUGGAAAGGCUGGCCCAAACCUGCGGGACCCUCACCGGCCGCCCACUCCCAGUUCAGCUCCUACUGUCACCUGACUGAAGGGGAGAAGGAGGCUCGCUUUGCUGCAGGAGUGGCCGAGCAGUUUGCCAUCGCUGAGGCCAAGCUGCGAGCCUGGGCGUCCAUGGAUGAUGAUGAAGACGAGGAAGACUCCAACGAUGAAGAGCCCCACGCCAACGGACAGACUCACGCCAUGGCCACGCAGAGCUCAGACGCCGCCCCGUCCACUCUUAUCACCGGAGCGCCACGCCAGCCUGAGGGCGACGGCGGCGAGGCCUCCGACAGCCCCCUGGGCUCCUGCAGCAGCGGCGUUGGCAGACUGCUCCGUGGUAGGCUGGACGACCCACAUUCAUCCCAGACCAACUCACCUACUUUACCCAGCGACUGCUUGAGUCCGUUCCUGGAGGAGGAGGAGGAGGAGGAGGAGGAGGAAGAAGAGGAGGAGGAGGUGAGGCUGGAUGGUCUGGAGGAGCAGCAAGCUCCUUUGCAGGAGCAGCACAGCGAGGUCUGCAUCCACAACAAGCCCGAGUGGAGGCCUCGGGCCCGGAGCAGCAGGUUUGACUCCUGCUACUCCACCUCGCACUCCGAGUCUCCUGGAGAGGAGGACGAGGAGGACGAGGAGGAGGAAGGCAGCGUGUUCCACGAGGUCCGGGUCUGGCACUGCAGGAGCUUCUUCUCUGACCGGGCGUCCUCCGGAGUGGCGUCAUUCGAUGAAGAGGAGGAGAGAGACGAGGAAGAAGCGGAGGAGAAGAAGGAGGAGAAAGAGUAUUUGAUGUGA
This is a messenger RNA of Stegastes partitus (bicolor damselfish), 1056 nucleotides long. RefSeq names its product family with sequence similarity 131 member Aa (gene fam131aa). NCBI's taxonomy places the organism in Eukaryota, Metazoa, Chordata, Actinopteri, Pomacentridae. The transcript is spliced from 5 exons. The coding region runs from base 1 to 1056 and encodes 351 amino acids. The record is from RefSeq and is a predicted model, not a curated record.